AUGCGCACACAUCCUGGACGUUCUGACACGUUGACAAACCAACAGGGAGUGAAUAGGUCAGUUGCCAACACAGUUCACGCUAAACAUGAAUGUGGGAAAUCCGUCGAGCAAAUGGGCCUGGAUCCAUCUACAAUGGCUAUGGCGGAUGGCUGUCCAACAGGCCUAAGUGAUGGCUCUCAAUGCAACCAUAAGGAUUGGCUUUCAUGCAGUCAAGCUGAGUCGGCUCCUGUUGUUGGGGCCUGCUCUAUUGUCGGCAGCGAUGCAUGGAUGCUUUGGCACGAUCAUGUACGACGUUCAGUCUCUGCACGCCUCCUUCUUUUGCGUCAACCCACACCAAAUUGCUUUGUCCUGAUGGACCGGACAUUUCUUGAAGUAGACGGUGCCCCUACUCUAAACAAAACCACAAUUACCUCGGAAGAUGGCAAGGUAGCGAUGGGGCCCCACUCGAGUCCCACUUUUAGCAUGUCCACAAGCAAUGAUGCGGAACUCAAUGCUGGCCUUCAAACCAACUCGGUUCCCAGCUUUCGGGUCCCAAGAUGUUCUCAGUUCCGUCUACAGCAGCGGCCACGUUUCUGUGUUCUCAUCGGCCAGCAGGAAUGCACCUGCCGACGGAUGGACAACGAGUCAGCCACGCUGCCUGUUGGCUGGCCUUGUCAACAUGUGCUCUUUGUGCUUCUGCGAGUUCUCCGUGUGUCUGUCCAUGACACAGCCACUAUGAUGGCAAAACCUUUGUCAAAACGCAAGGUGAACAUAAUUUUCGCACUUGGUUGUAGUAUACCUCCCAUUCAUGUGCCCUACUAUGAAUACUCAAAACAGGAAUUUAAUUAUUGCUAUUUUACACUUCCACGAUAG
Messenger RNA from Protopolystoma xenopodis, 852 nucleotides. Lineage: Eukaryota; Metazoa; Platyhelminthes; Monogenea; Polystomatidea; Polystomatidae. The record is from the annotation of a GenBank genome assembly.